CCCUCCCCCUGGGAGGGUUACUGGCCUGAUCUCAACUUCAUUCCUUGUUUGCCUAUAUAGUAUGUAAGCCAAGGGUGUAAACUAAAAACCAGUACCUGGCAAGCAAUCCGAGUAGGGAGAGCACAUAGUUUAUAUCUUUAUAGAGCUCAUAAAUAGUGUUAGGUACAGGGCAGCCCAUGUGAUUUGGGUCCCACCCUGCGGAGGGAGGUUUCUACAGAAGAGCGAGGCCUUAGCUUCAAGAGGAAAAGAAGUAGAUCCCACACAUAAACGCGCACGCCUCCCUCCCUCCCUCAUAGUGCACCACCCUUUGCCCUCGCUGGCUUCCUGCUCCCUCGAAGAGGCCUGGCUGGGAGGGCAAAAGGAGGAAGAAAAGCCUCUUCAAACGGAGAAACGCGACAGGACCAUUUUGGAGCGGGGAAACCUGCAGGGUGCUCGCUCGCUCUCCACUCCUAACUUUCUUCUCGGGAUAUUUGGAUGUGCCCUUAAAGGGUGAAGAAGAGCGGCAGGGUGAGGAGCUGUUGGCGUUUCUUCUCUUGCUGGAAGCAGCGGCAAAGGAGCUUGCAGACAGUUACCUGCUGGGAAUGACAACAGGAGGGAAGAGCUCAUGGCUGAGCACCCAAGACUGAUGCUCAUUCUUGCAGCUGCCCAGCCUUUUCCUGUUGCCUGCCAUUACUGUUCACUUAGCCAUGUUGUCAGAGUCACGCUGGAAGAGCCUCCGUCAAACCUUACUGGUGCUCUUCACCGCCACCAUUCUCAUUGGAGUAACCAUGCUGGCCAUCUCAGCUGAAGUCAACCCUGUUGGAUUUUUCUUCCUUGCAGUGGGGGGUACCUGUUUGGUUGGCUACCUCAUUAGCGUGGCAGCGGAGCAAUGCCUGAAGCAUCAGAAUUCAGCGGCGGAAAAUCAAGCUGACCCAGAGAGACAAAGUCAGGCAGGAAACAAUGCAGCCUAUGAAGCACCAGCAUAUGAGGAGGUGGUGACUACUGGCUACCUGUCAGCACCAACAAUCUGGACCAUCACAUCUGGUCAGGGAACAACCCAAGUGGAGCCCCCUCCAUACAGUGUGGUUAUUGAGCCUUCUGCCCAUGGAGAGACUGUGGUGGAGGCAUUCAGUGUCUCAGUAGCACCAGGUACACGGCGAGCCUCGGAGGCAGAUAUACACCCAAAGUUGCGUCUUAGGUUGGUGCUACCCCCAAGACUGCAGCGAUUUGUCUCGGAUAACCAUGAACUCAAAGGGGUUGAAGAGCGAAUAGAGCGGCUGGAGCCCCUCACACCACCUCCUGCUUAUGAGAAUGUGACUGGUGAGGAGGCCUUUGAAGAACAAUUCCAGCCCUCAAGGCUAUGACUAAAAGACUGAAAGGGCUGGGCGGCGGCGGCGGCGGAGCUAGCAGGUGGUUUCCAUAACAUCUGGCUGAUGACCUAGACUAGAAGGCUGGGGACUGACAAGAAUGGUGCAGCUUUGACACUUUUUCUUUAAACUUUCUUCAUACUAUAUGUGAAACACGGACUGUGCAGGAUCAUAGCUGCUAUAUCCUCUUCUUUAAAAUCUCAUGAGGAAUGCACAUACAAAAACGAGCGCUUGAGAUUUUGUUCUGUUUUUUGACAUACCCAGAAUGUCUGUCACGUGUUCUUGGGUAUAUAGCGUAGGCUUCUUGGAAGCUGACUUUGGAGAGGGUUGAACUGGUUGAUGCAGUUGUAAAGAGACAGAUUCUAGGAGCUGUUGUGGGCAUGAACUAUCAAGCACCCUGCCCAAUCUACAUAGACUCUGUAGUCUGUAUGUACAGAGAGUUGGGCAGGAAUGAUAGGGAGGGUAUCAAUGAAGUAUGAGAGACAAAAUGCACUCAGAAGUUGCAUCUUCCUUUGACUCAAGCUUACCUGUUUCAAAUAUUUGUCCAACAUUUUCAUUCUUUCUUCAUCGGGCAUAUGCAAUCAGAGAAAAAACAAAAGUGUAUUAUCCUGAGUAAAUUCCUGGCUAGAU
Messenger RNA from Rhineura floridana, 1976 nucleotides. RefSeq names its product transmembrane protein 139 (gene TMEM139). The coding region runs from base 687 to 1343 and encodes 218 amino acids. Lineage: Eukaryota; Metazoa; Chordata; Lepidosauria; Squamata; Rhineuridae. The record is from RefSeq and is a predicted model, not a curated record. The transcript is spliced from 3 exons.